Messenger RNA from Malassezia pachydermatis, 672 nucleotides. RefSeq lists its product as hypothetical. The transcript has a single exon. Lineage: Eukaryota; Fungi; Basidiomycota; Malasseziomycetes; Malasseziales; Malasseziaceae. The coding region runs from base 1 to 672 and encodes 223 amino acids. The record is from RefSeq and is a predicted model, not a curated record.
AUGUACUUCCGCGCGGCCCCUGUCCUGCUUGCCCUUGCUGCCUGCCAGGCUGUGAUUGCGGCUCCUACCUCCUCCCCCGCGCCGGCCCCGGCUCCUGCUCCUGCUCCUGCUUCUGCCCCGGCCCCCGCUUCUGCCCCGGCCCCUGCGCCACCAGCCCCGGCCUCGGAGCCUGCUCCUGCCCCGGCUCCCGCGGCUGCUCCUGCCCCUGCCAACUCGAAGAUUGUGAGCAACAUCAACUGCACCAGCUACAAUGUGUCUGGUACCCUGCAGGCUAACAACAUGAAUGUCUCAACUGUGGGUUCCCCUCUGGAGCUGGUGGUCGGUGACAAGGCUGCGCCUAUGGUCUUCACGGAAUGCGACUCUGACAUUAUGGGAUACAAGGCCAACGGCACGAAGCACUAUGGUCUGCUUUCGACUACUGACGCCGUGCAGCAGCAGUGUGUGCACGCUGCUGUUCUGGCUGCGCAGAACUCGCACCUGCAGAUUCAGCCUUGCUCGUUCAGCGACGACAGCUCGCAGUUCUCCCAGUACUUUGAGUUCGACGAGGCCAACAAGACGCUGCAGUUCGUUGGCCGCCCGGCUCCUGGUGAGUUUUACUCGGUUGGCCAGCUUGACAAGUUUGUGACGGUGUCGAACAACGGCACGUCGGCCAACAACCUCACUCUUGUUUAA